AUGGCGGCUAUUGCCUUCCGCGCCAAAACCGCGCACGCCAGUACAUUCGAUCACAAUCUCUCUUUCGAGAUACUCCAAUUACGUUUCGUGAACGAAUAAGCUAUACUGCUGAACGUUGUAUUGAACACCGGCUGCACUUCUAAAAAAUGAGAACUGAUAAUCUCUUCGCUUAAGAAGUGUAUGGAAAUGUCGCAGAAUGCAAUUAAUAGACACUGACGCAGACAUAGGUGUUCAAACGAAGAUGUCAACCAUGCAACCAGAAUCUCUUGAAAAAUUUAACCUUAUUGAUAAUGUAUCCAGUGAUAUUACAGAUAAUACUAACGGCAAUGAAGAAUGUCUAAAAAAACAAGAAUUCGUAAAAGUAUGUCAGAAGAAUAUUGAUGAAGAACAAAAUGCUCAGCGCACAGUAACUAGACAUUUACUAAAUGAAAAAAGGAAUGAAAAAUAUGACGAUACUAAGGAAAAAUGUGAUGAAGAAUCUGUAGAAACAAAGGAAAAAUGUGAUAAAGAAUCUGUAGAAACAAAGGAAAACAGUAAUUUCGAAGAUAGUCGUAUUAUAAGGAUUGAGAAUGACGACAAAGUUCAAGAACAAACAAAUAAUGAGGUAUCUAUUCAAUCAGAUAUACAUUCAGGUGAAGUAAUACUGGACACGGAGAUGAAAAACGUUGAUAAUGUAACAGAUAAUUCAGAAAAUGAAAGUGUUAUAAAUAAAACCAAGAAAGAAAGCCAUCCGAAUUGUGAGAUGGAACAAGAUAUACUGGACAAUACAGUAAUAGAGGAUACAAUUGAAGGACAAGAUAACAUGGACCGAAAUAUGACAGAAGAUAGAAUUGAAAAUCAAAUAAAAGAAGAUGUUGAGAUGGAUAUUACAUUUCAAGACGAUACUAAAGUCACCAACAGUUUAAAUGAAAAUAAAAUUGAUGUCAAUGUUGUAGAAAAGAGUAAAGUAGUUGAUGCAAUUGAAGAAGAAAUCAAAGAUGAUGUUGAGAUGGAUAUAACAUUUGAAAAACAAGGUGCAGAUAACAACAAUGAACCAGGAGAUAACACCGAACAACUGAAGGAUAAAUUUGAGGAACCAAAUAACGAAAAAACUGAAAAACAUGGUGGAGUCUGUACAAGAGAAACCGAAAAUAAUUCCAAAAACAAGGAUAUAAUUCAAAAAAGAAAUGAGGAUUUUGAGAUUAAUGCCAAUGUUGCAGAAGAAGGAAAAUUAAACACCAAUGUAACAGAAGACAAGAUAGAGAAUGAAAUGGUUAUAACAUUUGAAGAAGAAAAAAGAUUAAACAAAAUUUCCAAAGAAUAUGAAAUUAAGAACGAAAAUAAAGAGAAGAGUGAAAUAGAUGAAAAUAUUGAGAAACAGAAAAGAGAUGAUAUUGAGAGGGAAGUUACCUUAGAAAAACAAUAUGAAGUUAUCAGCUGUACAACAAUAACAACUAAUGAUUUUGGACUAAAAAAACUACCAAUUAAGAAUAGUGAAAAAGAUUUUUUAUUUCCGGGACAGGGUUGUGAGGAAAACAUUGAAAGAAAAGAUAAAAUUGAGGAACAAGAUAAAAAGAUCAAUGCUACCGAAUCUAAUCAAAAUAUGAUGGAAGUAACAGAAGAAGAUAAAGUAAGUACUUCAACAGAAGAUAAGAUUGAACAUGAUGCUAGGCCUAAUUGUGAGGCUAAAAAGGAACAUGAAGAAUCACCUCGUGAGAAAAUACACAGCGAGAAUGUACCUGUGCAUCUCAAACAAAUUCAGGUACAGAAUAAUGUAAAUAGAGAGCUCAUUGAGAGCAAACAAGUAAAUAAGACCAGUGCUAUGGAUGUUAACGAGAAUCAAUAUGAAGAAUAUAGUGAGAUGAAUAUAACGUCCGAACAAAAAAGUAGUCUUACAAAUAAUACGAUAAAGGAAGGGCAUAGCAAAAUAGAUGUGAGACUUGAGCGAGAUGAUUUACUUGAUAAUCUAAAAGAGAUUAGUAAUCUACAGGAACAAUAUAUUGAUAGUGUGAAGGAAGAUAGCAUUGGAAAACAAGUUAAAGAAAAUAGUGAGGCGCCAAGUAAACUUCAAGAACUGAUUACAGAAAAAGGUAUGGUACCAGAAGAACUUGACGAGAAAAGUAGACCAAACAGUAUAACAUCAUGCAGUAUAGGUGAUCCAGCUAAAAAAGAAAGUGUGAUAGAGGAUAAAUUUCUGUGUAAACAUAAUGAAAAUAAAGUUCACAAAAUAUCUUUACAAGAUGUGGAGGAAAAUCUUACAGAUGACAAUAAUGUAAAAAAAGACCAAAAGUGUAGUAAAAAAGAAAAUAAAGUCGAAAAAGAACAAACUGUUCAAGUAUGUGAAACAACAGAUGCAUUAAAAGAUUCAGGGAGUUCCAAUGAAUGUAUAAAAAAGCACGAAAAUAACAAACAACAAAAAGAAAAAGAUAGUGAUUCCAGUAAUGGUAUAGCCAAGAGAAGUGAUCAGUUUGAAAAAAUACAGGAAGUUGUCAAGGUUGAAACUCAACACAUUCAAGAAAUUGUAAAUAAAACUAAUUCAGACUUUGAUAAACUUAAUGUUGAUAAAGAAAUAAAACCAGAAUCGCGAGAUAGUAAGGAAGACAAUAAUAAAGAAAAAUGCAUAAGUAAUAGCGAAACUGAAGUAAUGGACACUGAUGAAAUAAUUGAUAUAGCUGAUGAAAAGGAUGAUAUAGAUCAAGGAAAAGAAUCACCUGAAAAUAAGGAAAAUGUCAAUGUUUCAAAACAAAAAACUGACUUGGAAGAUACUUUGUCUCGUGAAAAACCAGCAACUGAAUCACUUAUUCAAGACACAAAUGAUCAGCAAAAAAAUGUUAAAAAGUCCCGAAUUGAUAAUGUUGAGGAAAAGAAAAAACUUACACAUAUAUCCAAACUGUCCAACACACUUGACAUUUUGUCUGAUGAAGAAGACAGUAUACUAAAUGACAAACCUCAGAAGAAUGUUUCUGGUAAUGAUGAGAAACAAUGUUCAAGUAUAAAUAUAGAUGAUGAUGACGAUAUAAUGUUAAUUGAUGAUGAACCAAAGUAUAGGAAUGAUAAAAACCAGCCUGAAAGUUUACCUGAACCAGAAAGUAAGGUUGAUUCGAAAGAAGAUACUAUAAUUGAAUCUAAAGACAAAGAAGAACAAUGUACAGAAAUUUUCGAAAGUAAAAAAGAUUCAAUAAAAAUAGAAUCGACCACUCCUGGUGAAAUAAAAACGAGUGAACCUGAACAAGAAGGAACUCCAAUACAAAAAAAACCAUUGGUACAAUUAAAUUUCUUAAAGUCAUGCAUAAAAAAUUUAGGUGAUAUGACACGAGACGAACUUGAAGAAUUCUGUAUCCUCAAAAUUGUUGAAAGUGUUGUUGAUCGAAGUAAUUUAAGUGAAAUAAAAUCCCAAUUGAAAACUAUGGCGCAAAAUAUCGAAGAAUAUAAGAAAAAAGCUUCAAUACUGGCAAAACAAAACCGAGAUUUACAGGUGGUCAUUAAAUCAGUACAAGAAGAACAAAAGAAAAAGUCUAAUAUGCCAAUAACUCCAUUAAAAAUAACAAGGUCUGUUGGAAUGCAGGUAUUAAUGACUGACAAAAUAGCAGUGCGAAAGAAAAUACAAAAUACUAAUCAAAACAGUGCUCCAAAUAGUGGAUCUAAUCGGCAAGGAAAAGCAACGACGAAUCCAACGAAACUUCAGAAAAUGCUAACAAGUGCAAAUAAUUCCCCACCAAUUCCAGUACCUAGAUUAGUGCCAGCCGGGAACAAUAAUAAUUCAAAUAAUGUUAAAACACAAUCUCCCAGUACAAAUACAGCAGGAAAAUCACAAGCCACAGGCUCUACAACAAAUUCGCCAAUGCAAACUGUAUCCAAUGGUCUACUAGCAGCAACUCCGCCUGCACAAAAACCGGAAAAAAGACCACACAGUCGAAUGCAACAGGGUAAUAAUUCCUUGCUCAAUACAGUUGAUCUGACAGAUGAUGAGCCACCCACCAAAGUUGUUUCACGAAAUAUUGCUCCACCGGUUCGACUGGUACCUCCACAGAAUUUGCUAGCACCUAAUAGACAACCUUUUGGAGCAAAUGCGAGCAAUCCUCGAAAAGUGUAUAUACCUAUAAGUGGCUCGCAAACACCAGUUGGCGUUAAACCAGGACAGACAAUUAUGUUGAAAACUAUUUCGCCUCAAGGUCCAAGACAAAGAGUGCCUACACCUUUGAUUGUUAAAUCAAAUCAAAAUCCUACUACAGUGAGAAUGCAGAGAGUGACGAGCCGUCACCCAGCACCUCUGCCAGAUUCAGUUAAGCAAUAUCAACCUCUCAAUUGGAAAGCUUUGCCACCAUCUCCUGAGCUCAAAUUAUCAAAAGUAGAAAAUGGCAUUGUAAUAUCGUGGAAGAUAGACAGAUACCUAGAGGAGGACUAUGAAGAAAUCGCUAGUUAUCAAUUGUACGCUUAUCAGGAGACAUCGUCGCCACCCAGUACUACGCUUUGGAAAAAAAUUGGCGAUGUCAAGGCUCUGCCAUUACCUAUGGCGUGCACGUUAACGCAGUUCAUGUCCGGAUAUAAAUACUACUUCGCAGUUAGAGCUGUCGAUAUCAGAUCUCGCUUAGGGCCAUUUAGCAUGCCAGCUAGUAUACUCCUCUUGGAUAAAAUGUAAGACUGAUUUGUAAUUUUUUAUUAUACCACAGGUGUUUUUUUAUUUACGUUAUUUGUGUAUUGUA
Pararge aegeria (speckled wood butterfly) is the source of this 4682-nucleotide messenger RNA. It is a transcript of the gene wde, whose product is annotated as activating transcription factor 7-interacting protein 1. Gene Ontology annotation, molecular function: protein binding; transcription coregulator activity. The transcript is spliced from 4 exons. Gene Ontology annotation, biological process: regulation of DNA-templated transcription. NCBI's taxonomy places the organism in Eukaryota, Metazoa, Arthropoda, Insecta, Lepidoptera, Nymphalidae. Gene Ontology annotation, cellular component: transcription regulator complex; nucleus. The record is from RefSeq and is a predicted model, not a curated record. The coding region runs from base 197 to 4618 and encodes 1473 amino acids.